AUGGCAAAGUUAAAACAUCCCAUCAGUUGCAAGGCCCUUACAAAGCCACCAAAGGAUCAAAAGCCCCCACCAUUCACAGGAGGAUUUGUUCCAAACAAACAAACACAAAACAAGGUUUAUUCAUUUGAUCUAACCAAGGUGGAUGCUUUAUUUGAUGAGAUGUUGCUACAGAAAGCAAUAGAGACACCCCACAGAUUGCCCAAGCCGGAAGAGCUCAAAGGCAGGCAGUAUUGCAGGUUGAAGCUGGUAGAAAAACCUUCAUCAGUGACAACGGAUCCUUUUCCCCAGCCGCAAGUCAACAUGGUCAACUUAAAUUGGCCAGAACAAAAGAGAAGCAGACCAACGACAGAAGCUAGCUCCAGCAGAGGCAGAAGAAACAUAAGAGAGACUAGUCAAAGGCCAAAAGCAACCAUAUCAGUUGGGGUAGUGCUUUGCAGCAAGUGCAAGUGUGAAGCUGAGCUAGAAGUGGUCAUGGACAGGCAAAAUCAGCCCACACCUAGUGUUUUUGACAGAAUUGGGACCUCAUCCCGAGACAGAGUCAGACAAAACGUCUAUCUUAGGCUUGUUCAGCACAGCAGAAGGAAGAUAGAGCAGCCCAAGAAGGAGAUACUAAUUAAGAUGCCCGGGAAUGAAAAGCCUUUGGCAACUAUCAUAGAAGGCAGAUGGUAUUCUGUGGGGAAAAGUGGUAGACCAACUCUGGAGCUAACCAGAACUCAGAAGAUGAGGGUUCAAAGGCAGUACUGCACAUUCCUCAAGAGCAAGAGUAAUGCACAGGUACUUCCAGAAGCCAGUUCUGCGAGAAAAGGGAAGGAACUAGAAGUGCCUCCUCUGGCAGAACAAACAACCUGCCAGACACAAAAGCUGGUAAAAACAGAAUCUCCAGGCAGACCUCCUAUCCAUCCUGCCUCAUCCUCAGUCAAUCUGCUUGAGCCUUUACAAGUACAAGGUGAAUCCGAACCUAUCCCAGCAGAAGAACAAGAAGACUGGACUGGAUAG
Molecule: messenger RNA, 996 nt
Organism: Prunus armeniaca (apricot)
Lineage: Eukaryota; Viridiplantae; Streptophyta; Magnoliopsida; Rosales; Rosaceae
Source: the annotation of a GenBank genome assembly